Messenger RNA from Oryzias latipes (Japanese medaka), 1414 nucleotides. Lineage: Eukaryota; Metazoa; Chordata; Actinopteri; Beloniformes; Adrianichthyidae. The record is from RefSeq and is a predicted model, not a curated record.
GGCUGUAAGCUAGGUGUAACCAGAGAGCUCCCAAUGGGGACGGUAAGGGGGCUGACUGGUUGACUGGGAAUGCUUUUACAAUGGAUCAAAUUAUUGGAGUGGGACUUUAAUUUAGUACUUUGAAAAUGCAACUUUUGUCUUGAAAUAUUAAAUUAAGUAAACGACUUCUCCAUACUAAAAGAGGAAAAAAAGAGAUUGGAUAAAAAUAAAGACUUUAAGUCAAUAUAUCAAGGAACUUAGUAGAAACCCUAACAUCAAAUAUGAUCAGGCAGCCUCUAGCCUUAAUUAUUGCCCCAUUGGGUGGAGAAGGCGAAGCUUGGAGUCACCUAUUCCGCUCACAGCUGCCUCCGUCUGACGCAGCAGCCUGUACUUGCAGCACAUGGUGGUUUUUGGUUCCACCGGCCUUAUUGUACAACAGACCGAAAGCUGCGAGCUCCUCAAGGAUGCGCACGCAACUCUGUGAAACGUUGCGCGCUGAAGUCGCGCUGCGCCUCGGGCUCGGCGCACAGCUGCGCGUAAAGGCGAGAUUAGUCCGUAUAACGCGCCGCUGUUGCGCUUAUCAUCCUCACUUGGCGCUGUUCUUUCUCCAGUCUGCUCAACCUCUGCUGGAGAAAUAUGUUUAGCGGGGAUGUGCUGAGAGGGAGGGCUGCAGAAAAGUGUGGGCUGGGUUCAACUGGCACUUAAAAACAAGCUCACCAUGACUCAGCAUUUUGCCUACACACACACAUCUGUUCACUUCAGUUCUCCCGUCCACUUCUUUUCUGCCCUGAGGUGGAUCCCAGCAUGGCUGCCGGCCCGGUCAGGUUGCUAUGGUCAGUGCUGCUGCCAGUUUUGGGGCUCUCUGAAGCUCUUCCAACCGACUGGCUUCCAGGAGAAUAUGUAAACACCAUCUCUGACGCCCAGAGGUUUCUGAGUGAUUACAACAGCACCGCCGAAGAGGUGUUUUACUUCAGUGUGUCUGCCAGCUGGACUUACAACACCAACUUAACAGACCACAACUCCAAGCUUCAGGUGGCAGCUUCUCUUGAAGAGCAAGCUUUCAUUGAAGCCUGGGGGUUGAAGGCCAAGACUGUCUUCACUGACGAGGUUCUCAACACGCUCCCUGACCGUAAAGACAAAAAGCUGAUGGAAAAGAUCAAGUCAUUGGGUGCUGCCAACCUUCCCCAGGGAGAACGAGAGAAGUAUAACACCAUUCUCAGCACUAUGGACAGUAUUUAUUCCACAGCUAAGGUUUACCCACAGCCAAAUGUAAGCUGGAGUCUGGAGCCUGCAAAAUCUUCAAAAUGCAAGCACAUGUCAUGACUAGAACGCGGAGGAAGACCCAGAUGCUGAAAACCCAGAAGGCAGAGGCAGAGCUCACUGACAUCAUGGCCACCUCUAGAAGCUACAAGAAGCUGCUGUUUGCUUGGGACGG